This is a messenger RNA of Lolium perenne, 1068 nucleotides long. NCBI's taxonomy places the organism in Eukaryota, Viridiplantae, Streptophyta, Magnoliopsida, Poales, Poaceae. The record is from RefSeq and is a predicted model, not a curated record.
AUGACACCAGAAGAGAUCGCAGCCAAAGAACGCGAGCUCGAGGAGCGCGCCCGCGCCCUUGACGCACGCGAAGCCUCCCUGACCCAGCAGCUCGCCGCUGCGCCCACCACCACUAUUCCUCCACCCGCCGCCAAUCUCAACCUCACCACCACCAUCGACGCCAUCCCUCCCACCACCACCAACAGCUCCAACCCCAACACCUACGCCACGUCCAUCAAACUCCACGUCCCGAUCACCCUCAACCUCGACGACGGAAACUACACCAAGCACCCCCUCCGACACCGGCCCGAACUCCCCUGGGGCCGCGACGACUACACCGUCCUCUCCUGGAUAUAUGGCUCCGUCUCCAUCGACCUCCUCGGCAUCGUCAUGCGCCCGGGAGCCACGGCGCGCAUCAUUUGGGACGCCAUUGAGAACCUCUUCCGCGACAACAAGAAGCAUCGCGCCAUUCAACUGGAGGCCGACUUCCGCAACACCCCCCAGGGGGAUCUCUCCAUCAGCGACUACUGCGCCAAGCUGAAGGCCCUCGCCGACUCCCUCGGCGACAUCGGCCAUCCCAUCUCCGACGAGACCCUCGUCCUCACCCUUCUUCGUGGUCUUAACGAGAAUUAUGCGCACCUCCGAUCGUUUCUUCCGUUUCAGGUGCCCUUUCCCACGUUCCUGCAGACGCGCUCCGCCCUCAUCCUCGAAGAGACGCAGAAGAAGGUGGAUGUGAAGAACACCGCCGGCACGACACUAUGGGCCUGCGGCCAGAGCGUGCAGCCCCCCACUGGUGGCCCCAGACCUCCGCCACCACCAUCAUCGUGCGGGGGCGCCAUGGGCUCCGGGGGCGCUGUCCGCGGCAAUGGCCAGAUCGCCGCCACCUUCUACCGUGGCGGUCGCGGUCGCGACGGUGGACGUGGUGGCCGUGGAUGCACCCGCAGCGACUCCCCGUGGCAGUUAAAUCCGUGGACAUGCGCCCCCACACGCACAUACCUUCAGCAGCAGCAGUCGCCCCCCUGGCAGCCUGCUACGCCGUGGGCGCCUCGGCCAUGGGCAGCACCGGCACCUAGCGUCCUCGGACCAUGA